Molecule: messenger RNA, 928 nt
Organism: Nerophis ophidion (straightnose pipefish)
Lineage: Eukaryota; Metazoa; Chordata; Actinopteri; Syngnathiformes; Syngnathidae
Product: mucin-2-like
Exons: 2
Coding region: 154-444 (96 amino acids)
Source: RefSeq, a predicted model, not a curated record
GGCAGCCGGUGACGUCACGCAUGUGAUAUAAAAGCAGUGGAGCAGCAGGCAGCUGCAACAUUGCAAGUUAAAACCAUCAACAAAGGAGGAGAAGACUUUGACAACCUGCUGCUUUUUUUUUUGUGUGUGUGUUUCCUUCCCAGCAAAUCCAACAUGUGCAAAACGACCAUUUUCCACUUGGGAGUGAUUGUCUUCGCCAUUUGCUUAUCAACACAGGUGGUCUCCCAGAGCAGCACAGAGCCGCCGAGCACGACCAUGAACACCACCACCACCCCCACCAACAGCACCAUGCCUACCUGGGCCACAAACACCUACAGCGUCUCGACCAACACCACCUCCCCCACCGGCACAGGUCUCUCGCUGCACACCGCCGCCGCCUUCACCUCCUCCUCCCUCCCCAUCUUGGUCACGGCAGCCUCCCUCCUGCAGAGCCUCUGUUGUUGAAAGAGCCCCCCCCCCCAACCUGUGCCGGGCCCCUGCUACUCUACUACCCACUGCACCAGAUUUGACAGGGAUGGAUUUCUUUAUCCUCUUUAGUAAAUAAUCACAAAGUCUGUAACGCAAAGUCUUUUCGGUGGCAUGGGCGGGGACUUUCGUCGCCCUUUUGCAUGGCAACCAUGGAAAAGGGAGGCUUCGGUUUGCGGUCACUGCUCGCUUGAUUGUGUUCACUUACGACCGGCUUUUUUCCCCUCAAUUUGGCUCCCUCCAGCUUUAUCAAUGUAGCAAAUAUGUCUGCUGCAGGACUUUUUACUAAAUCAAUAACUCCCCCCCCCCCCAAGUCUUUACAGUUUUACAGGCUGACCCGGGAAAUGACCGACCACAUGGGAUGGGUUAAUGUUAGUUUCCCCUCCUUUAUAGCUUCUAUUUUGUACCAAAUGAAAUGUUUAUUAGUUUGAAUGUAAAUUGUACAAUAAAUUGUUGAAACAAA